This is a messenger RNA of Acinonyx jubatus (cheetah), 1312 nucleotides long. RefSeq lists its product as uncharacterized. The record is from RefSeq and is a predicted model, not a curated record. Lineage: Eukaryota; Metazoa; Chordata; Mammalia; Carnivora; Felidae. Bases 1 to 1092 code for a protein of 363 amino acids. The transcript has 4 exons.
AUGCUAAAAGGUGUCUUUGGGCACAAGAACCCAAGACCGUGCAACUCCUGCAGGAUGCCCUACGCACUCUGCUGUCACCACUGGCUCCACCUCGCCGAGACUGGAAGUGAAACACACUGGCGGAUUCCGAGUCGCCGCCGGGGAGAGCCAGAGCCGGGGUCCGGGGUGGACUCGGGCGUCCGCGGCUCGGAGGCCUGCCCCGAGUCCCCCGAACCCGCCCCCCCCCCCCGGUCCCCUCCUAAGGGCCGACAGGUACGCACUCGCUUCCGGCGGGCCCCAGUGCUCCGGGAACCGGUGGAAGUGGGGGUCGGGCAGCCGGUCCACUGGGCCCUUCGGGACCCCCAGCCACCCCGAGGCGGGCCUCGCCCCUACUUACCGCUGCGGAUCUGGCCCCGAGUGGCGCGCAUUGUUUGCCCCGCCCCGAGCGCGGCUGCCGCAACCACCCGCCUUAAAGGGCCAGGACCCGAGACCGCCGGGCGCCUGCAGCGCGGCAGGCGGCGGGGGUGGGCGGCGCGCGCCGGGAGACACGCGUUUCCGGUCCCACCUCCCCCAGACAGGUGUUUCCCGAGCGCUGGAGUGCGCGGCGUCGCAAGUGUGCUGGCCGCGCCCUGGAGGAAGACGCUGGGGGAGAGGGCAUCAGGCCUCCCUCCGGUGGGUCCCCAAAGUAUUCAGACCACCAAAUCGGUUUCCCGGCCGCCGAGGGCAGCGUGGGCGAAGGCAACGAGGUGUGGAGCCGCGGAUUCAGUUGCUCGCUGCUGGGAUCCUCAGAUGAUCCCAGACCAACCCUAUGGACGUUGCACACCAGCGACCUCUCAGCACCGUGACCUUGCAGAUCUGGGUUUCUCAUCUUCUCUUGGGGCCGAUGCUGUACCACCGUUCCUGUGCCUGGGCGUGGGGCAAAGCCAGGGACCUGGCCUGUCUCCUCUCUGCCCAUUUUCUGUCACUGACACAGCUACGUUCAUCUUUGUACCACAGACCUGUUGCUCACGACCCCUUCCUCUUCCACUCCCUGCUGUUUCUUGCUCUUCACACAUGGAAGAUCCUGGACAGGUCCAUCUCUCCAGGCUGAAGCAACGCGAAGAGACUUUAUGACCUUUUAAUUACCAACUUAGUAGGGGCGCCUGGGUGGUGCAGUCGGUUAAGCGUCCGACUUCAGCCAGGUCACGAUCUCGCGGUCUGUGAGUUCGAGCCCCGCGUCAGGCUCUGGGCUGAUGGCUCGGAGCCUGGAGCCUGUUUCCGAUUCUGUGUCUCCUUCUCUCUUUGCCCCUCCCCCGUUCAUGCUCUGUCUCUCUCUGUCCCAAAAAUAAAAAUA